This is a messenger RNA of Brassica napus (rape), 1110 nucleotides long. RefSeq names its product SKP1-like protein 1A. The record is from RefSeq and is a predicted model, not a curated record. The transcript has a single exon. Bases 374 to 838 code for a protein of 154 amino acids. Gene Ontology annotation, cellular component: cytoplasm; nucleus. NCBI's taxonomy places the organism in Eukaryota, Viridiplantae, Streptophyta, Magnoliopsida, Brassicales, Brassicaceae. Gene Ontology annotation, molecular function: cullin family protein binding. Gene Ontology annotation, biological process: SCF-dependent proteasomal ubiquitin-dependent protein catabolic process.
AUAUAACUGUUAUAUUUUAUUUACCAUCAUAUAUUUUUACAAAAAAAAUUUGUGUCACAAACAUCAUAUAUUUUCUGUAAAUUAAUAUAUAAACUGAAUGUAUUAUUAAAUGAGUUUCUUAUAUUAAUGGUGGCCCAUUAAAAUGUUUCCUAAUUGACCAUUUGGUAAUGCCCAAGGUCUUGACUAAGCAACCUUGAAAAACCGGUAUAGACUUGGUUUACUUCCUUUUGAUCCUCUUGUGUAUUUGGUUGUUGGCACGUGGCUUUUGGUUGUAUGGUGAGGAUUGUUGUACUAAAUGGAUUAGUUAUACAAACAAUCUCAAAAUUAGGAUUCUUCUAUAAAUAGACGCUCCUUCUCUGCACAGCAAGUAACAAUGUCUACGAAAAAGAUCUUGUUUAAGAGCUCCGAUGGUCACUUGUUCGAGGCCGACGAAGCUGUCGCACGCCAAUCGACGACGAUAUCACAUCCCCUUGAAGAUUGCUGCGCCAAGGCCGACGAUGAGUUCCUGCUUCCGAACGUCUCCGGCAACAUCCUCAGCUUAGUGAUCGAGUACUGCAAGAAGCACGCCGACGUUGGCUCCAUCUCCGAGGAAGAUCUCAAGAAGUGGGACGCCGAGUUCGUCUUGGGUAUGGAUCAGCCCACGUUCUUCGAUCUCAUCCGGGCUUCGAACUACCAGAACAUCCCAAGCCUGAUUGCUCUAACUUGCCAGACGAUCGCUAAUAUGAUCGCGGACCCAAAUGAGAUUCGCGCAACGUUCGAGAUCAAGAACGAUUUUACACCGGAGGAAGAAGAAAAAGGUCGCCAGGAGAAUCGAUGGGCCUUUCACUUGAGUCAUUAGGGUGCCAUGUGACACCCGUUAAAUCUCGAUAAAUAAUAGUUUGUUACCAAAAACAUUGAAAAUUCAGCAGUUCUGCUGGAAAAAGUCCACUUUUGACACCCCCUAGACCCCAGUUCGCAACCCAAUGAUGACACCUGUCAUUUAUUUUGACACCUCUUAAAUACAUUCUUGGAUCCGCCACUGCAAUAAUGUUUCUUGGUUAGAUAUAUACCGUGUUGUUGAUUAGAUGACUUUGAAUAUUCAAUAAAUCUCUAUGAAGUGGGUUCUAUAUA